UUUUUAAUUGUAAACAAGUAAAUAUAUAAAGUAGCACGAGACAACUCUGUAGGCCAGAUCGUACAAACCGCAGGAGACUUUCGUAUUAAUUGGUACAAUGUCUCUAGCUUUCACAGCUACCCGCGCUCUACGGGCUUCAAAAUGGCAGUCAACGUUAAGGACAGCUGCCGCUGCCGUCGUAACCCGUCAAGGUCUUCGUAACUACUCCUCAUCGAACGGCCUCGAACCUCUGUACGACCGACUUCACGAGAUUCUGCCAAAGCACGCCCAGGAUGUCAAAGAGUUCCGUGCAGCACACGGAGGAGAUACUCUAGGUAUAUUAACCGUUGAUAUGGCAUACGGAGGUAUGCGUGGUAUCAAGGGUAUGGUAACCGAGACCUCUGUCCUGGACGCAGACGAAGGUAUCCGGUACCAGGGUCACACACUUAUGGAGCUACAAGAAACCCUUCCUCGCGGCCCGGGAGGACAAGAACCUUUGGCCGAAGGCGCUUUGUGGCUACUGUUGACUGGGGAACUACCUACCCAGGAACAAACCACUCUGUUGUCGAAGGAGCUAGCUCGCCGCGCAGAACUACCUCACCAUGUGGUGCAGAUGAUUAACAACUUCCCCGCAGAGUUGCACCCUAUGGCCCAGUUGUCCGCUGCGACCACCGCCCUGCACUCAGAGUCCAAGUUUGCCAAAGCAUACGCCUCUGGUGUCCCCAAGAGCAAGUACUGGGAACUCACUUUAGAAGAUAGUAUCGAUCUUAUCGCCAAACUGCCAGUGAUCGCGUCUAUGAUCUACCGUAACGUGUUCCACGACGGUCGCACCGUAGGUACAAUAGAUCCGGACAAAGAUAUGGGAGCCAACUUCGCCAGUAUGUUGGGUUUCUCUGAUGAGGGUUUCAUUGAUCUACUGCGUCUGUAUCUUGUCAUCCACGCCGACCACGAGGGAGGUAACGUGAGUGCACACACAACACAUUUGGUAGGAAGUGCGCUUUCCGAUCCAUACUUGGCUUAUGGAGCUGCUUUGAACGGUCUUGCCGGCCCCUUGCACGGUCUUGCUAACCAGGAGGUGCUUAGUUGGUUGACCAAGUUCAAGACUAGGUUGGGAGAGGGGGACGAUUGGCACGCAAACUUGACCAAGCAGCGCAUUUCGGACGAGGUCUGGAACACCCUCAACUCAGGCCAGGUUAUCCCUGGAUAUGGUCACGCUGUCCUAAGAAAGACGGAUCCUCGUUACACUUGUCAACGCGAUUUCGCUCUGAAGCACUUGCCUGAUUCCGAUGACUUCAAGCUUGUCUCCAUGCUUUACGAAGUGGUUCCUGACAUUCUUCUGGAACACGGAAAGUCCAAGAACCCCUGGCCCAAUGUAGACGCGCACUCUGGUAUCUUGCUGCAACACUACGGCUUGACUGAGAUGAACUUCUACACCGUGCUAUUCGGUGUGUCGCGCGCAAUUGGUGUACUUCCAUCGCUUGUAUGGAGUCGUUCUAUGGGUCUACCCCUCGAGCGUCCCAAGAGUAUGAGCACUCCUGGACUUAAGGCAUUCGUCGCCGCGGCUAGAAGCGAACUAAAGGAGAAGCAGCAAAGAUCGAAGUACGUAUAAAUAGUUCGGGCUGACUUGCCACCGCAAACGGCAUGUCUACUGUACUCCUGCAGCGCAACUGCUCUUGUCCGCGUGUGUGCACGGUACAUGGAGGAACAACUGCGCUGUACAACUAGACAUGGACUUCAAUUAACACGUCGUAUGCAUCAUUAUAAAAUACGAUAUACACGAUUCAAAAGUUGGGGCAAGCUGUGACAAUUGAGGAGUUUGCUUGCGAUCAAAAAACGUAUCUCAUAAUUGAAUAGUGUAGAACGAAUGCGAGUGAUUCUGGGAGAUUCGCAUGGUUCUUUUGAUGCUAUUGUUCCGGCAGUGCGUGCCUAUAAGUUGGCUUCGUAAGUAGUAAAUCCAGCCUUCUUAGGUACGUAUUGUGUCAUCUACAAAUGAGUAAAGUAUAAGUGCCUUGUGAUGGUCGUUACGAGUAUAUGCUGUAUAUUAGAUUCGUGUGUUUUUUUCUUAAACUUAAGCCAUAUAUUUAAAAGCUAUAAUCACGCCAAACUAACAUUAAAAUCUUUCGGGGGUUCAUCA
This is a messenger RNA of Sphaeroforma arctica JP610, 2113 nucleotides long. Its product is annotated as citrate synthase, mitochondrial. The coding region runs from base 98 to 1588 and encodes 496 amino acids. The record is from RefSeq and is a predicted model, not a curated record. Lineage: Eukaryota; Ichthyosporea; Ichthyophonida. The transcript is spliced from 4 exons. Gene Ontology annotation, biological process: citrate metabolic process; tricarboxylic acid cycle; carbohydrate metabolic process. Gene Ontology annotation, cellular component: mitochondrial matrix.